Messenger RNA from Salmo salar (Atlantic salmon), 1065 nucleotides. It is a transcript of the gene opn8c, whose product is annotated as opsin 8, group member c. The record is from RefSeq and is a predicted model, not a curated record. Gene Ontology annotation, molecular function: G protein-coupled receptor activity. Gene Ontology annotation, biological process: G protein-coupled receptor signaling pathway. Gene Ontology annotation, cellular component: membrane. Lineage: Eukaryota; Metazoa; Chordata; Actinopteri; Salmoniformes; Salmonidae.
AUGAACCGGACUGUCUCUAUUUUCUCCUCCAAACUCGCACCUGGUGCUGAUAUAGGUGUGGGAUUUACAAUCCUGUCAAUCGUGCUUCUGUCCGUCCUUGGCAACGGCCUGGUGCUGGUCAUCUCCUACCGACGGAGGAAGAAGAUGGUGGAUUCAGAGCUCCUCUGCGUCAACCUGGCCGUGGUGGAUUUCCUAUGUUGCAUCUGUUUCUACCCGCUGUCCAUUCUGUCAUCGUUUAACCAUGCCUGGCUGGGGCACCACGUCACGUGCGUCUACUACGGUCUGGGCUGCUACAUAUUCGGCCUGUGUGGCAUGUUCACCAUCGCCGCCAUCAGCGUGAUCCGCUAUCUGAAAACAUUCUAUAACCUGGUCUAUGCAGUCUGGCUGAAUGGUGCCAACAUCCGGCUGGUGUGCUGUGCCUCGUGGCUAGUCGCCACCGUCUGGUCCUCCUUCCCCUUGUUCGGCUGGGGCGAGUACGUCCCCGAGCCCUACGGCCUGUCCUGUACCAUCGCCUGGCACAGCUACCACACCUCCUUUAAAGACGCCUUCUACGUCAUCUGUUCCUUCUCUUGUUUCAUGCUGGUGCCCGUCCUGCUCAUCGUGAUGUCCCAGAUCCAGAUCCUCUACAAAGUCUAUCAUUUCACCUACGCCUUGUCAGCCCGGGGGAUCCGGACCAACCUGCGCCAUGCCGAAAAACGUCUCUCCAUGAUGUUCUUCUGCAUCAGCCUUGGCUUUGUGAUGGCCUGGGCUCCCUACGCCGUUGUCUCCUUCCUCUUCAUCUUCCACAAGGACAACAGGUACAUGGCACCUGGGGGCUUCGUGUUCCCCGCACUGUUCGCCAAGAGCUCUCACGUCUACAACCCCUUCAUCUACUUCUACUUCAACAAGGCCUUCCGUCAGGAGCUGCGCUGCCUGUUGCGCUCCUUCUGCCCCCGGUUAGCCGGGAAUCGUGUGGGGGUCCGCUCUGCCACGGGCCAGGAGGGACUCCCCGGGGGGCCACAUCCCAUCCAGAUCCAGCUCCAGGAGCUGGGGAUGUCUGGAGGGGGAGUCCUAGGGGAGGAAUAG